AUGGAGGAUCUGGUUCUUACCCACCAAUCAGUGGCCGUGGACGGACUACAGCCUCCUUUCCACGAUAUUGACGACACGGAUGGAGCAGGCUCGUCUUCUGGAGCAGAACCUACCAGCAUCGACAACUUCCGGAAAUCGGCCCAGAUCUUUCUCGGCAUCUACCGUCAGGAGGUCGAACAACGAGACACCGAGAUCUCUAAACUCAAAGCCGAGCUGACACGCGUCCGAGAGGUCCUCAAAGCAUUGAAGGAGAAACAAAGUGCUGCUGAGAUUGCAGAUAAUCAUGCAGUCAUUCUUGCACAACCUCAAGGGGCAGUGAACGUUCAGACAGGUACGCGAGAGCAACUUGAUGAUGACGAACGAACUGUUCACACGCUACAUGAUACAGAAGUGCACUCCCCGCCGUCUCCGCCUCCUUCUAGAUUUCUGGCCGACCUGACUCGAGAUGAAGCGAACGAUGUCGACAAGAAGGUCCAAGACAUUUGGGAUUCAUGCUUCCAGAUCGUGAAGCGUACAAUGGAGCAAGACCUCGGCGAUGAUAUUCUUACAGAGUGGAACGUCAUGUACUGGUUGGACUUGGAGGAGAGAAUCCCCAAUAUCACCGCAAUACCAAUUGAACCGUCGAACAACCCUUCUGCGAAACGAACACGGACAAUGCUCGUCAUGGCUCUGUUGGCAAAAUCCAUGAAAGAGCACAUCCUCAGCCCUACAUAUCUCUUCGAGGACGAGGACGAGUUACGACGGAUGCUUGCUACCAUGAAUGACACGGAGAGAAAAACACACUUGAGAAGAACUCUCCUUGCCCUCUGCGAAGAAGGUGGUCACAAGAACAUAAUCAAAGCAGCACGAGUGAAAGAGGCCGUUGAAGAAGCGGCAGAACCACUUCAGAACUUACUGUCUUCGGACAUUCUUCUUCAACUCAAAGCAGAUCUUGAGCAGGUGCUUACCGAAGCAGCAAAUGCCUGGGAGUCCUUGCAACGAUGCGAGAGCCAUUACGAAGUCACCACCACCGUCGCCCGUACGGGAUGGGAUUGGAGGUCAGUACAUUUCCUCCCCGGCGGGGAUGACAUGGAACUCGCCACGGUCGCUUCUGAAGCCUUUGAGACCGACGAGGCGGUAAUGGUUUUGUUUCCUCGGGUUUGCGCCAUUGACAGAUCCAAAAAGCCUUGGUUCACCCCGGCCUUCCCUGGUAUUGUGAUACAGAAGUCACAGUUGCAAGUACCCACUGCGGAAAGCUUGUCGGUUGUAUUGAACACCAAUGGCAGCCCUGAGAAGGAGCUUGAAGCAGUCGAGUCGCCGCCAGCCGUGACCAUUACUACUGUAGACAGCACUGAGAAGGGAGUGGUGGCAGAUCAGGCUGUUGACGACAGUUCGGAGAAUGAAGUGCUCAAAGACCAGUCCGCCGGCGAGAAAGUCACCGCGACUCGAGCUCUCGGCAUUCCAGAGAUAGAGGUCGCCGCAAAUAAAGCCGGCACCCAGAGACUGAUCACAGAGCAGGCUGCAGACAUGGAUUUGACCACGGGUGAAGUCCCGGACUACCUUGGAGAGGACGUCCCUGCAAACGAAUCCACAGUCGCAACGGACGAGCCGUCCAGAGCGGAUCAAGCAGCAAGUAUCACUGGAGAAAUAAUGGAGGAGCAGAAGGAUGUAUCUGUAUCUGGAGAGGGCGCGGCCGCCAGAGAGAGCGACGCUGGAACAGAUGACGAUGAAGAAGAAGAUGGUGAUGAUGAUGCUGACGAUGACGACGACGUGGAUGAUGACAUGGAAGAGAGUGAAAGCAUGAGCGGAAGCGGGACGGAAGAUGGAGACGAUGCAGAUACCGGCAGUGAAACAGGGAACGAGGACCAAGAGUUGUCUCCCCUGACUGCAAAGGAAGGACACAAAGGACAUGCUCAAUCCGCCGAAAAGGGAGACGACCAACCUGAAGGACCGCACCCGUCAGAGGCAAAAGUUGAAAUUGAAAGCGAACAGAGCAAGUGA
Messenger RNA from Capronia coronata CBS 617.96, 1980 nucleotides. RefSeq lists its product as uncharacterized. Lineage: Eukaryota; Fungi; Ascomycota; Eurotiomycetes; Chaetothyriales; Herpotrichiellaceae. The record is from RefSeq and is a predicted model, not a curated record. The transcript has 3 exons. Bases 1 to 1980 code for a protein of 659 amino acids.